AUGUCUGUCGACAAGCUCUACGACAUUCAGUUCCAGCUGAAGUUUACGGCAAAGCAGUUUCUCAAGAAUGCUAGCCGCUGCGAAAAGGAGCAGAAGCAGGAAAUGAACAAGUGCAAACAGGCAAUGGAGAAGAACAACAUGGAAGGUGCCCGCAUCUAUGCCCAGAACAGUAUACGCAAGAAGAACGAGGCGCUCAACCACCUGCGCCUGUCAGCCCGCAUGGAUGCCGUCGUGUCCCGACUAGACACCGCUAUCAAGAUGAAGAUGGUGACCAAAAAUAUGGGUCAGAUGGUAAAGGGCAUGGACAAGGUGCUGCAGUCGAUGGACACCACCAAGAUCAGCAAGCUUAUGGACACCUUCGAGCAGCAGUUUGAGACGAUGGAUGUCACCUCUGCCUACAUGGAGAGUGCGAUUGGCCAGAGCACCGCGGUCACUACGCCGGAGGACGAGGUGAACAACCUCAUGGCUCAGGUCGCGGAUGAGCACGGCCUGGACAUCCGUGAGCAACUGAACGGCGACCUCCAAAUCAAAAACGCCAACCUCACUUCGCAGAAGGAGGAGAAGCAGGUCGAGGAGGACGAGUUGGAGGCAAAGUUCGCACAGCUUCGCGGGCGAUGA
Leishmania braziliensis MHOM/BR/75/M2904 is the source of this 618-nucleotide messenger RNA. RefSeq lists its product as hypothetical. The transcript has a single exon. The coding region runs from base 1 to 618 and encodes 205 amino acids. NCBI's taxonomy places the organism in Eukaryota, Euglenozoa, Kinetoplastea, Trypanosomatida, Trypanosomatidae. The record is from RefSeq and is a predicted model, not a curated record. Gene Ontology annotation, biological process: endosome transport via multivesicular body sorting pathway; late endosome to vacuole transport; protein transport. Gene Ontology annotation, cellular component: ESCRT III complex; multivesicular body.